AUGGCGCCUUCCUGGAAAUUGUCAAUAGCCAAGAAGACAGCGAGUUUGAGGAUUCUGAUGACCAAAUUGAAGCAGGUUGUAGCAGCCUUCGACGAUAUUUGCCGAUUUGCCAAGAACAUCCAGGGAACUACUUCCGCCACCCAAAUCCUUCUUCGGCUGGAAAAAAUCGACGACUUAUGGGAAAGGUACGGAGCAACUCUCGUGGAAGUCCAGUCCCAUGAAGAUUAUGAUGAGGAGGACGUGGAAAGCGAUGCGCACGAUAACCGAAGACAGGAAUUUAGUGACCGUUAUUACGAGGUUAAGUCGAUUUUAUCAGAUGAGCUUAGGGAGAGACAGGAACCAACUAAUCUCAAUCAACCCAUUCGUAGUGAUACUCCAACAAUGUCCAACCUCGAUCGCGUACGUCUUCCGCAGAUUAGCCUACAAACUUUUAAUGGGGAUAUAGAUGAUUGGCUAAGUUUUCGGGAUCUAUUCUCUUCCUUAAUCCACCGAAAGACAGAUUUGCCUGAUGUAGAAAAAUUCCAUUACUUGAAGGGUUGUUUGCAAGGGGAACCAAAAACAAUUAUCGAUUCACUUAAAAUCACUGCAGCAAAUUAUCAGGUAGCAUGGGGGUUGUUAACUAAACGGUACAAUAACAGCAAAGUGCUGAAGAAACGGCAGAUUCAAGCGCUAUUGAAGUUACCCAUUCUGCUCAAGGAAUCCGCUUCCGAAUUGCACACUCGUGGAAGGAUUUGA
Molecule: messenger RNA, 735 nt
Organism: Armigeres subalbatus
Lineage: Eukaryota; Metazoa; Arthropoda; Insecta; Diptera; Culicidae
Exons: 1
Coding region: 1-735 (244 amino acids)
Source: RefSeq, a predicted model, not a curated record